Molecule: messenger RNA, 3534 nt
Organism: Calliphora vicina (urban bluebottle blowfly)
Lineage: Eukaryota; Metazoa; Arthropoda; Insecta; Diptera; Calliphoridae
Gene: Lgr1
Product: Leucine-rich repeat-containing G protein-coupled receptor 1
Exons: 17
Coding region: 79-3216 (1045 amino acids)
Biological process (GO): activation of adenylate cyclase activity; adenylate cyclase-activating G protein-coupled receptor signaling pathway; hormone-mediated signaling pathway
Cellular component (GO): plasma membrane
Molecular function (GO): protein-hormone receptor activity; G protein-coupled peptide receptor activity; protein binding
Source: RefSeq, a predicted model, not a curated record
CAAUUGCACUUUUGUGUAAGAAAACCCACACAAACACAAAAAACACUUUCCUUUCAUUUUGUUAUUUUUGUAACACAAAUGUCUAGUCUAAAGCAAAAGAAACAGCAACAGGAAUUACAGUCGCUGCCUGUAAAUAGUAACAUGUGGCAACAUCAUCAGUAUUAUUAUUUUUACAAACGGCAGCAACAACAGCAACAACAUCAACGACAACAUCAGAAACAACAACGCCAACAUCAUCGACAUUUCUAUCACCAGCAACAUCAAAACUAUUGUUUGGCCAAAAUUCCCAAAAUGCAGCAACAAUUACAAAUGCCCGCCUAUCAAAUGUUACGCUUUCUUUUGCUGCUCGUCUGCUAUUGUUGCCACUCACAGGCCUCCAUGGAGUACAGUGCCAAAUUAAGUAAUUGCUAUGAUAAUCAAUAUGGUUUCAAUGGUCAUCACAUAUACAAUGCCACAACAGCAGCAGUAACAGCUGCAAAUAAUACUGCUACUACUAGCAGCAGCAAUGUAACCACAAUAAUAGCACCAUCCAAUAAUAGUGGUCAAUUUGCACAGUCAUUAGCAAAUACAGGGGCUGGUGUUAUGAAAAACAAUGAAGCCGAUGAGAUCAUUUCUAGAGGUGCUUUUCAGCAUUCAUCAUCGGUAAGAGGUUGGAAGUGCUGCUGUUGGAAUGCAACGAGUUUGGAUGAAAUCGAAUGCCGUUGCGAGGGUGAAGCUUUAACUAGAGUGCCACAAACUCUAACCAUACCCCUACAACGAUUAACUAUUGCUUCGGCGGGUUUGCCGCGUUUACGCAAUACUGGUCUAAAGGUCUAUAAUGCUUCACUGCUGGACAUAGUACUGACUGACCUCAAAUACCUUGAGACCAUACAAGAUGGUGCAUUUGCCAGUUUAAAAUUAUUGCGUACCAUCUACAUCUCGCAUGCUCCCAAAUUGACUUACUUAUCUAAGGAUGUAUUUGAGGGCAUCUCUGAUACCAUUAAAAUCAUACGCAUCAUAAACAGUGGUUUAACUAAAAUACCAGAUUUAAUACAUUUACCAACCACACACAUAUUGCAAAUGAUAGAUCUCGAUAACAAUCAUAUAACUCACAUUGAAUCGAAAUCGAUUAACAUAAAGACUGAUCAAUUAAUUUUAGCAAAUAAUGAUAUAAGUUACAUAGAUGAUUCUGCUUUUCAAGGUUCACUAAUAGCUAAAUUAAUUUUAAAGGAAAAUCCUAAUUUACAACAAGUGCAUCCCAAGGCAUUUCAUGGCAUGAGUAUGCAAGAAUUAGAUCUCUCUAGUACCUCUUUGGUACGUUUACCCUCGGCGGGUUUGCUGGAUAUUGAAGUAUUGCGUAUUGAAAAUACGCAUACAUUGAAAACAAUACCGUCCAUUUAUAAUUUUAAGAAUUUACAAAAGGCCUAUUUGACACAUUCCUUUCAUUGUUGUGCUUUCAAGUUUCCCUCGCGACAUGAUCCCCGUCGUCAUGCGGAACGCUUAAAGGAAAUAGAAAAAUGGCAACAACAGUGUAAUAAUAAAAAUGACAACAACAAUAACAAUGUUAAUGAAAACUCAAAUAUGAAAUCGAAACAAUCGAAUAAGAGGCUUAAAAAUCCAAAAUUUAAUACUGAACAUGAAGGUGGAGAUGUUGACACUAAGAGUGGAGAGGCGCCGGAAGAUACUGGUGUUUGGUCAACCCCAACAACUGAUGGUGGUGACAAAAGUGUUGAGCAAAACACUGAUGGUGUUGCUUAUGGCAACAGAGGUUUUGGUUCUUUUGCUGGCACUGGCUUUGGUUUGAUUUAUGAACCAUCGUCGCAACAGCAACUAAGCUCUGCCACCCAUUCAAUGACAGCAGCAGCUGAUGAUGGUGUGGCUGGGAACAGAGAAAAAUUGAAUUUGUUGUCAAAUGCCAAUAGCAUAUUGUAUAGCCGUUUAAUGCGAUCUGACUUUUCCAUUAGCCAAGAGGAAUUACAAAACGAAAGCAAUGUUUGGGCACAUGUGUCCAAACCUGAUGUAGAAUAUUUUGUGGAGGAAGAUUAUAUGUCAGAUUCCAUGAAGGAACUUUUUGGUAAAUUUCAUGAACCCAUCGAACCGGAUGAAAGUCAAUUGGAUGAAUAUUGUGGAAAUUUUACAUUCAGAAAACAUGAUGUCGAAUGUUAUCCCAUCCCAAAUGCCUUGAAUCCCUGCGAAGAUGUAAUGGGUUAUCAAUGGUUACGUACAUCUGUAUGGAUUGUAGUCGGUUUGGCUGUCAUUGGAAAUGUGGCUGUUCUUGUUGUGAUUCUAUCGAUAAAAGCCGAAACACCAUCAGUACCACGUUUCCUGAUGUGCCACUUGGCAUUUGCUGACCUGUGUUUGGGUUUAUAUCUGCUAUUAAUAGCAUCGAUUGAUGCACAUUCCAUGGGUGAAUACUUCAAUUAUGCUUACGAUUGGCAAUAUGGUGCUGGCUGUAAAGUGGCUGGUUUCCUGACGGUCUUUGCCAGCCAUUUAUCAGUUUUUACACUGACGGUUAUAACGAUAGAACGUUGGCUGGCCAUAACACAUGCCAUGUACUUGAAUCAUCGCAUUAAAAUCAGACCCGCUGCUUACAUCAUGAUUGGCGGUUGGAUUUACUCGGUUGUUAUGUCCUUAUUGCCAUUAUUUGGUAUUAGUAAUUAUUCAUCGACCAGUAUUUGUUUGCCCAUGGAAAAUAGAGAUCCCUUUGAUACCGUUUACUUGGUGGCCAUAAUGGGUCUAAAUGGUUCAGCAUUUUUUAUUAUAGCCAUUUGUUAUGGCCAAAUCUAUUUGUCGCUGGGCGAGGAGACCCGUCAUGCUCAUAGCAACUCCAGGGGUGAAAUGAGUGUGGCCAAGAAGAUGGCUUUGCUAGUUUUUACAAAUUUUGCCUGUUGGGCUCCCAUUGCCUUCUUUGCCCUAACUGCUUUGGCGGGCUAUCCUUUGAUUAAUGUUACUAAAUCAAAGAUAUUAUUAGUGUUUUUCUAUCCUUUGAAUUCUUGCGCUGAUCCUUAUUUAUAUGCCAUACUGACGUCUCAAUAUCGCCAGGAUUUGUACACCUUGUUGGCCAAAUUCGGUCUCUGCAAACAAAAAGCUUUAAAAUACAAAAACAGCAUCUCAUUUCCGGGCACCACAAAUUUUACCUGCUCCGUACAACGUGGCUCUCUCAUACCAAAAACCCAACAAAGUAUUACCCCACCUGAAUCUCAAAUGAUGUUAAAGAAUAAAGAAGACUUUGUAUGAAAGUGGCAAAAAAUUAGGCAAGCAAACGAGUGUGAUACUGAGGCAAAAAUUGAGAUUGAAAUCAAAUAAAAAUCAGGUCUUUAAACAGAAAACUGCAAAACGAAAGACAAUUUAAGAACAGUAACGAAGUAAUGUGAUGUCCAAAGUAGCUGAAUGAUUUAAAUAAAAUAUAAUUUUAACAUAGAUUUAAGGAAAUUUAUAAAUAAGAUAUUAACUGAUAAGAAAAAUAUUUAAAUAAGUGUAAAUAUGGAUGUGUGUGUAUGUGUAUGUAUGUGAAAAAUAUUUAUAAAAUUCUAGAUAAAAUUAUUUAAAAAAUUA